Messenger RNA from Apus apus (common swift), 3334 nucleotides. It is a transcript of the gene ARIH1, whose product is annotated as ariadne RBR E3 ubiquitin protein ligase 1. Bases 37 to 1701 code for a protein of 554 amino acids. Lineage: Eukaryota; Metazoa; Chordata; Aves; Apodiformes; Apodidae. Gene Ontology annotation, molecular function: zinc ion binding; ubiquitin conjugating enzyme binding; ubiquitin protein ligase activity. Gene Ontology annotation, cellular component: cytoplasm; nucleus; ubiquitin ligase complex. Gene Ontology annotation, biological process: protein polyubiquitination; ubiquitin-dependent protein catabolic process; positive regulation of proteasomal ubiquitin-dependent protein catabolic process. The record is from RefSeq and is a predicted model, not a curated record. The transcript has 14 exons.
UGCGGGAGCCGCCGCCGGAGCGUUCGCGGCCUCGCCAUGGACUCGGACGAGGGCUACAACUACGAGUUCGACGAGGACGAGGAGUGCAGCGAGGACAGCGGCGCCGAGGAGGACGAGGAGGACGAGGAGGAGGACGAGCCCGAUGAUAACCUGGACCUGGGCGAGGUGGAGCUGGUGGAGCCCGGGCUGCGCGUCGGCGGGGAGCGCGACGGGCUGCUGGGCAGCGAGACGGGCGGGCUGGGCCCCGGCGGCGGCGGCGGCGGCGGCCUGGGCGGCGGGCCGGGCCCCGGCGGCGGCGGCGGCCCCGAGCAGGAGGAGGAUUAUCGCUACGAGGUGCUGACGGCCGAGCAGAUCCUGCAGCACAUGGUGGAGUGCAUCCGCGAGGUCAACGAGGUCAUCCAGAAUCCAGCGACUAUUACUCGAAUACUGCUUAGCCAUUUCAACUGGGAUAAAGAGAAGCUGAUGGAGAGGUACUUUGAUGGCAACUUGGAGAAGCUCUUUGCAGAGUGUCAUGUCAUUAAUCCAAGUAAAAAGUCUCGGACGCGCCAGAUGAACACAAGGUCAUCAGCCCAGGAUAUGCCUUGUCAGAUCUGCUAUCUGAACUACCCAAACUCGUACUUUACUGGCCUAGAGUGUGGACACAAGUUCUGUAUGCAGUGCUGGAGCGAAUAUUUAACUACCAAAAUAAUGGAGGAAGGCAUGGGACAGACCAUUUCAUGCCCUGCUCAUGGCUGUGAUAUCUUAGUUGAUGACAAUACAGUUAUGCGUCUGAUCACAGAUUCCAAGGUUAAAUUAAAGUACCAGCAUUUAAUAACAAAUAGUUUUGUAGAGUGUAAUCGACUGUUAAAAUGGUGUCCUGCCCCAGAUUGCCACCACGUUGUCAAAGUCCAAUAUCCUGAUGCUAAACCCGUUCGCUGCAAGUGUGGACGUCAGUUUUGCUUUAACUGCGGUGAAAACUGGCAUGAUCCUGUGAAAUGCAAGUGGUUAAAGAAGUGGAUUAAGAAGUGUGAUGAUGACAGUGAAACUUCCAAUUGGAUUGCAGCAAACACGAAGGAAUGCCCGAAAUGCCACGUCACCAUCGAGAAGGACGGGGGCUGCAACCACAUGGUCUGUCGGAACCAGAACUGCAAAGCUGAGUUCUGCUGGGUGUGUCUGGGCCCCUGGGAGCCCCACGGAUCUGCCUGGUACAACUGUAAUCGCUACAAUGAGGAUGAUGCAAAGGCAGCAAGGGAUGCACAGGAGCGAUCCAGAGCAGCCCUGCAGAGGUACCUGUUCUACUGCAACCGCUACAUGAACCACAUGCAGAGCCUGCGCUUCGAGCACAAGCUCUAUGCUCAGGUGAAGCAGAAGAUGGAGGAGAUGCAGCAGCACAACAUGUCCUGGAUCGAGGUGCAGUUCCUGAAGAAAGCAGUCGACGUCCUCUGCCAGUGUCGUGCCACACUCAUGUACACUUACGUCUUUGCCUUCUACCUCAAAAAGAAUAAUCAGUCCAUUAUCUUUGAGAAUAACCAAGCAGACUUAGAGAAUGCUACAGAGGUGCUUUCUGGGUACCUUGAGCGAGAUAUAUCCCAAGAUUCGCUGCAGGACAUAAAGCAGAAAGUACAGGACAAGUACAGAUACUGCGAGAGCCGGCGAAGGGUUUUGUUGCAGCACGUGCAUGAAGGCUACGAGAAGGACCUGUGGGAGUACAUCGAGGACUGAGGGUGCUGGCCCUGCAGAAACGAACUCUGAACCCUUUUUCCCAUCUAGAGUGCUGAUGCGAUUCCACGACCACCCCACGGGGCGCCGCGCCUGUUGCACCGCUGGGCUGUAGUACCGGGCUCCUGUUUUCUUAACAGAAAAGAUUUAAAUUAUAUUGUAAUAAAACCAAACGAGACAAAGGUAGACAAACCAUUGUACAACAGUAUUCUAGGCGGCCAAUAAGCGUGUGACAGACGCACUGAAAAAAACAACCAACCAACCACAACAACAACCAACCCAACAAACCCUCCAACUUUAACUUGUAACGUAGCUUCGUUCUCCAAGGCGGCUCCUUUUUCUUUUCUCUCUUUCUUUCUCCUGUGUGUAGUACAGAUAAAAAUUUAAACCAGUUUCUUGACACUGCUUUUCAUGUCCAAACCAGCCAUUUUAAUGUACUUUGGUAAGUGGGGGGGGGGAGGAGGGGGGGGGGAUGGGAGGGGAUGGAUGGUUUUCCCACCCCUCUCUCCUCCCCUUCUCUCUGCCACUCGAGUACACGGUGAAUGUCGCUUGGCUCGUUGUAAAGAAGGUUCUUGGGGAGGGGAGGGGAGGGGGGGCACACAGCAAGGAAAAAAAAAAUAAUAAUAAUAAACCAACCUUUGUAUAUGACUUUUAAAACAAAAAAAAAAGAGGACAACACAGUAUUUUUCAAAGUUGUAUAUAGCGCAUAUGCAUGGACAAAGAGCAAGCGUGGCACGUGUUUGCAUAAUGUUUAAUUACAAAAAAAUAUUUAUUCUUUAAAAAUCUUCAAGAUUAUGUCUAUUUGCUGUGCAUUUUCUUUGGUUAUUUUGGUUUUGGUUUGUUUUUCUUUCCCCCCCCUGUUUUGUUUUGUUUUCCCUGGGCUGGGGUGGGGGAAGCGUGUGCUGGUUUAGUGAGUAUCUUUUUUUUUUUUUUAAUAUAUAUUUUUUUUGAAGGCUUUUACUAGAGAAGUUGGGUUUUUUUUUUCCUCUUCCUGCAGUUCCUUUACACCCAGGGUUUGUGUGUGUGUGUCCCUGUCCCCUCCUGGCACGUGGUAGCCCCCCCGUGCAUCGCGUUGGUGCCCGACGGACACUUCCCCUCGGGAUGCUUUGCCUCUUUUUUUUGUUGGCUCUUGAUCUGCCUGCCCUGCUCCCAACUCCCCUCUUCCCAUCCAUACACUCCUCUGAUCCCAGAGGAAGGUGUGUGUGUGUGUGUUUAGAGCUUCAUUUCUACUUCCGAGGCAGGAACAGGAGGGGUAUUUUUGCACCACUUCUCCAAAGACUCCCGGGAAGAUUUCGGCUGUGGAUCUCCUCUCCCUCCCCCUUUCAUCUGUCAAAUGGACCCUUCGUUGCUGUUUAAGUUUCACUGACAUUAUAACGAGUCAUAACAUGGAAAAGGAAAGAUGAUGGAAUUGUCUUUGUGUUUGUUUUGGGCUCAAUUACUGGGCGUUACUGUCCUGGCAAAUAUUUAACACUCCAUCUAGUGCAGUAGAAGUUGAAAUCAGUGGGGUAUUUUUCAAUUAAAAGGGGAAAGAACUAAUGAGUUAGCUACUGAGUCCAUUUUUAUGAUUUCUGUAACAAGAGCUAUGUUAAAGUAAACAAUUGGUGGUGGUUUUAUUAAAUUUCCUCCUGUAUAGGAA